ACUAGAGGGUGACCCGGAGGAUGGCGGCCGGCGCGGCCCUUGCCUUGGCCCUGUGGCUGCUACUGCCGGAGGCGCGGGUGGGAGAGGCGGGACCUCCGCCCAUCCAGGACGGCGAGUUUACAUUCCUGUUACCGGCCGGGAAGAAGCAGUGCUUCUACCAGUCCGCGCCCGCCAACGCGAGUCUUGAGACUGAGUACCAGGUGAUUGGAGGUGCUGGGCUGGACGUGGACUUCACGCUGGAGAGCCCUCAGGGUGUGCUGUUGGUCAGUGAGUCCCGUAAGGCCGACGGGGUGCACACGGUGGAGCCAACAGAGGCUGGCGACUACAGGCUGUGCUUUGACAACUCCUUCAGCACUAUCUCAGAGAAGCUCGUGUUCUUUGAGCUCAUCUUUGACAGUUUACAAGAUGAUGAGGAGGUGGAGGGCUGGGCUGAGGCUGUGGAGCCCGAAGAGAUGCUGGAUGUUAAAAUGGAGGACAUCAAGGAAUCCAUGGAGACCAUGAGGACCCGGCUGGAGCGUAGCAUCCAGAUGCUGACCCUACUGCGCGCCUUCGAGGCACGUGACCGCAACCUACAAGAAGGCAACCUGGAGCGGGUGAACUUCUGGUCCGCAGUGAAUGUGGCGGUGCUGCUUCUGGUGGGCGUGCUGCAGGUCUGCACGCUCAAGCGCCUCUUCCAGGAUAAGCGCCCUGUGCCCACAUAGCCCUGCCUUGGAGGAGGAAUGAGAUGGAGGGCCACCGGCAGUGUGUGAUAUGAGGGUUUCUCCCAGACUUGAGAGGGGGAGGCUGUAUAGUCAGGGCCUCAAGGAAUUGGCCCCAUGUGUCUGCUUCCCAUCCUGAGCCAGGCUGGGAGUGCCAAUGGCUUGGUUGUAGGCGUGGGCCCCCUGGAAAGGGCAGCUCAGUCACAGUGCCUAAUAUCCUGGAAGUUACACAUGAUAGGUGCUGCUGUGUGGGACUACAGCACUUGGACUUUCUGGUUCUUUCUGUAAUGUGCCUUAGCUCAAGUCUUCCAUCCAGGAGCAUGGGUCAAGAAAAGGUGACCCUACUCCCCCACAUCCCUGGCAGAAACCCCUUUCCUUUGCCUUCUCUUCUAGGUAUGGGAAAGCCUGCAGGGAAGAAGACAACAGCUGCAGAGUGGUUCCAGGGCAGUCACUUUAUUUGACAGGAAGGAGCCCUGGCCCCUCAACCUAGUAGAGAGGCUAGCUAGGGUGGGGGGUGGGGGGCGUAUCAGACCACCCAACCAUCCACCCCUCCUUUUCCCUGAAGGACCCCGGGCAGAGGCAGCUCCAACAAAGCCUGCCCCCACAAAGUAGUACUGUCCGCCCUGAGCACUGGAGUCAAUAAAUUAUGGGCAGAAAAA
Messenger RNA from Jaculus jaculus (lesser Egyptian jerboa), 1357 nucleotides. RefSeq names its product transmembrane p24 trafficking protein 1 (gene Tmed1). The record is from RefSeq and is a predicted model, not a curated record. The transcript is spliced from 4 exons. NCBI's taxonomy places the organism in Eukaryota, Metazoa, Chordata, Mammalia, Rodentia, Dipodidae. Gene Ontology annotation, biological process: intracellular protein transport; endoplasmic reticulum to Golgi vesicle-mediated transport; Golgi organization. The coding region runs from base 21 to 701 and encodes 226 amino acids. Gene Ontology annotation, cellular component: endoplasmic reticulum-Golgi intermediate compartment; Golgi apparatus; endoplasmic reticulum.